Penaeus monodon (black tiger shrimp) is the source of this 1233-nucleotide messenger RNA. RefSeq lists its product as uncharacterized. Lineage: Eukaryota; Metazoa; Arthropoda; Malacostraca; Decapoda; Penaeidae. Bases 72 to 422 code for a protein of 116 amino acids. The record is from RefSeq and is a predicted model, not a curated record. The transcript has 6 exons.
CGGCACCUUCCUUUCCCGAGCGCUUGUCUGACAAGAAAAUCCUUUCGUCCGCCACCGUCCGCCCGUGCAACAUGCAGUGCGCCUCUCUCUGCAUGAAUAACCCUGACUGCUAUCUCUUCUGUGUCACGGGGGAAAUCUGCACGCUGUUUGACGCCGCUGUGACGGAGCUUUGGCAGGGCGAUUACAGCGAAGAUGCUCUCACAUUCAGCGCCUGCUUCUCUUUGACUGCUUCAUCCCUACAAACGUUUCGGGACAACAAUCCCGACGGUAUGAUAUUAGGCCUUUCUACCACGACAAGUGAACCCGAACCAACGGAGACGUCGGAAAAUGAAUUCGAGUCAACGGAGACGCCAGAGAAUGAAAUCGAACAAACGGAGACGCCAGAAAAUGAAAUCGAAACAACAGAGACACCGGGACAGUAAGAGUUGACGGCACAAGAGGCGCGGUUGCACUGCCCAUAGGUUCGCUGAAUCCAUUACUUUUCGAUGGAUUCUGACCACCGGAACGAAUAAAAAAAAUAAAUAGAAUUAAAUAAAAUGUGCAUUGUCCAUGAGAAUUGCAUAUUCUACCCACCGGAACGAACCAUUGGCACCCAUCCAUCUCCCGAUUGAAGAUCACGUUGUUGAGAACCUAGAGUAGUAUAUUGUGAAUGUAUUUAAAUGUGUUAAAAUUAAGUUUGUUAAAAUACACAUUGAAUUGUUUAUCAACAUUUAUAUGUAUAGUAAGUCUGUAUGCAUUUAUAUUUAUAUUUCGACUUUUUUCAUAAAGAAGAAAAUAUCCUCACGUGACUUUCAAGUAUUAAGUAAUGUGUGGUUAUAGUCAACAUAUUCGGCGAUGCUCUUCAUUCCAAGAAAAAGUUUAAUUAAAAUGCUAUUCACUCUCCUCCAAAGAAAGAUAUUCUGCUAUUUCUGUGGUAAUGAUAAAGUGACAACUGAUAUUGUUAAUGAAUUUGAUAUUGUUAAUGAUUUUGCACACUAAGAGUUGGAAUAAGCUAACUUAGCAUUAUGUUCUUUCAACAGUCCCCCAAAAAUAUCUCCUCUAUUUUCAAAAAUUGCCUCUUUUUAAUACUUUUAUUAUCAUUAGUAUCCAUAUUAUUAUUAUUAUUAUUAUCGCAAUUAUUAUUACAGCUGUUAUCGAUUUGCUAGUUAGUUGACUUUAAUCUAUUAAUCGAAAAUGAAACAGAUUCAAAGAUCAUUAAAAUGUUUGCAUAUCUAUAAUCGUAAACUUAAAAGA